UGCUGCAACUCGGCCACAAUAUUGGAGGAAUGCGCUUUUGUCGCUCGCAGGGGGUGGAGUUAGAAAGUGAACGAGCGCUGCCUACCAAACGGAGAGAGGAGAAGGAGGCGAGAAAGACAGAGCCGAGCAGAGAGAGAGGAGAGGAGAGAGACGGCUGGCCAGGCUGCUCAACCAGCGCACGAUGGUGGUGGUCGGAGCAGAGUCCUGAACGAGACACGAAGCUGUGAAUUGUUUGUAGCGAUUCCAAAACCAAAAAAAAGGAAAAAGCGCAGGAGAAACUGGGCGUGCUUUGCAUCUGGGAUCCUUUAAUUGGAAAGGAAAAGAAAGAAGAAACAAGAGCAGUUUUUUUUUUUUUUGCUUAAAAAAGAGGCGAGGAGUUGCUUUUUUGGGGGCUAAUAUCUGUUGUUUUAACUCUUUCCUCUGCGCGCCGGACUGUUUUUACGCACGACGCUUGGAGCCACCACACCACCGACCUCCAGCACUCCUCCGGCGGGCUCAGAGGCAGCGGUUCCCGGCUUUCUGCUGGGAUGUUGGAGUCGCGCCGCUUGGAGGGCUGAAGGCACCGAGAGAGUGGCCCGGAGAGACCGAAGGGGACGGAGGCCGAGACGGGAGCCGGGAGCAUGGCUCUGGCAGUGCUGUCUCUCUGGGUGCUAACGAGUCUCACCUGGGCCAAUCAGCUCCAGGUGUCCGCCAACAGGCACUCCGUUUACUGGAACAGCUCCAACAUACAUCUGCGUAGGGAGGGCUACACGAUGCAGGUGAACGUCAACGACUACCUGGACAUCUACUGCCCCCACUACAACGACAGCCAGCGCAUGGUGGGCACUGGUGAGCAGUACGUCCUCUACAUGGUCAGCUUCCGCGGCUACCGGAACUGCGACCCCCAGCUGGGCUUCAAGAGGUGGGAGUGCAACCGGCCCCACGCCCCACACGCCCCCAUCAAGUUCUCCGAGAAGUUCCAGCGCUACAGCGCCUUCUCGCUGGGCUACGAGUUCCACGUGGGCCAGGAGUACUACUACAUCUCCACGCCCACCCAUCACCACGGACGCAGCUGUCUCAGACUACGAGUUUACGUCUGCUGCGCCACAGCCUCUGACGUGGACGACGAGCCGGAGCCCACAGAACCAGACUACACGCUUAGACCAGGCCUAAAAAUUGACGAUAUCGAUGAAUUUAACCCGUUCGUUCCCAAGCUGGAGAAGAGCGUCAGCGGCAGCAGCCCGUCCAGGGAUCGCCUUCUCCUCACCGUGACGAUGCUCUUUCUGGCCGCCCUCUUCAUCUCCUAGCAACGGCCAUCCCAUCAGCGUCACCAUGCCAACUAGCCUUGGGACGGUGUACAGUAUCAGUGGGCGGGAGGAGAGCGGGAGAAUGGAGAGGAGUGGAGAGGAAGCGAGAAGAAGACUCUGAAAUUAGAGUUUUGAAGCAUCACAGUGUGAAUGUGUGUGUGAGUUUGUGCAGCUGUGUGUGUGUGUGUGUGAGGGAUUGUGGUUUCGGUGGAGCUGGAAGACCUUCAGGCGCUCAGUGACUCUAUUAAAGCGGGCCCAGGUGUGUGUUUGUGUGUCUGAGCAGGCCACGUUGUCGAGCUUGUUGAAUCAUGCACAACCACACGAAGCAUUUAGAGGCGCUAUCAAAAGAAGACCACCCGAUUGGUAGCAAAAAAAAUAAACAUUCGAAGACUUUUUUUCCCCCCUCGGAAUCCGAUUGGCUGUAACACUUCCUUGGGGGCUAGUUGCCAUAGUUUCUUACAACAAGACUGAACUCAAACGAACUGGAUCGAAUUGAACUGAAAUUGCCUUUUUUGUUUUGUUUGUUCUCGUCGUCGAAUUUGACGCCGGGAACUCGGAGGAAGGGAAAAAAAAACAAGCCGACGAACUUUGCCGGUUCUUUUUGUAGGAGACUAGUCAAAGUAGCUGAUAGUUCAUACACCAACGCCGCCGUUUCAGUUGCCAUCUCCACUAUGUGUUGGUCUGCAGAAGGGAGUUAAAGAGCAUUUAAACGAGGGAAAAAAAAAAGGAGCUCAGAUGUGCCAUUGAGGGUUUGUCGGUGUUCUAAGUUGCUGUGUUUCUUUCUCCGGUCAGUCCUCCGUCAUCUCCGAGGUUAACGAAGCACACGAUGGAUGGCUACGGGAGCUUCCAUGGACACACUCAGCAAUACUUACCCUCGUACACGAACACGUCCGGACAUUAACAAGUUUAAGCUCCGCUCCGCCGGCUUCAUUCUCCAUAAACUCCACAUGUCAGAUGCCACAGUUUUAUUCUUCUUUUCUGUUACAGCGUGUCCAUGAGAGUGAGGGGAAAAAAAAAAAACGUGUUUGUCUUUGAGAGUGAGAGAGGAUAUUUUAAAUGGUACUAACAGCCUGAGAACACAUCCACAUACUGUACAUCUUAUAAAUGCAAAACGAAAAAAAACAAAAAACAAAAAAUGGUAUAUCUCAAAAACAGAGCAACAAGUUAUACAUACAAAUACCAAGUGCUUUGGUGGGGAGGUACAGCAAUUCACAAACAAAUGUACCAGUCGGUUGCUUCAGAAUAGCGUUUCCAUAGCAACUAGCACCUUAUUCACCAUGGUUACCCUACCCUGCCAACGACGGACUCUAGUAGGGGCAUGGCUUACCGUAGUAGCUGAUAGCAGUGAUGAAGGUGAUGCUGAUUAUAAUGGUGGUGGUGAUGAUGAUGAUGGACUGCGAGCCGACCGCCGGGCCAUGAAGGCCUCGCGGCGGCUCACCCACCGGCACGUGAGACGUUCAAGUACUCGUGUAAAUGUCGAAACGGACACAGAAUGGAAAAUUGGAAAAUGUCCUGAAAAAUCUGACGAGGUGAAAUGUGAUGUAAGCAUUUUUACAAACUUGAAGUUCAUUUGUUUUCUUUGUGGUUGUUUUGUUUUUCUUUAAUUACAGUUUUUGUUGAGUUCGCUGUGGUAUAUAUUCGGUUAUCUUGAGGGGGAAGACGGGUUUAAAAGUUGGAAAACCGGGCGGGUCGAGCCGUAUGGAAACUUGGGCUGCCAGUCUCUCCGCUUUUAAUGUUAAAGUAUCUUUGAAAGUUUGUUUUUGAGGGUUUAUAUUUUGUCUCCAUGAAGCAGCACUCCAACAAUAAUACCCGAAUAUGAGUUGACUUGUCGGUAAGUGUUACUCAGCCUGUGCAGACUGUUGCAUAACGUCUGAAAUGUGCAAUGAAUAUGAUCAUGAUGUUUGAAAAUCAUAGACAGGGAAGGUCCAACAGAAGAUGUCAAAGAGUUGCAUCAUGGGAAUUGUAGGAUCCAACAGUUCUGGUUGCAACGCCUCAUCCUGUUCUCUGUAUGGUUUUGACCAUUUUCCACUGACCAUUGCUAAACUGAAGUGUUUGAAUCAAAAGGUGGGUUUCCACUGCAGGAACUUGAUCUACGUUCCAAACCUCAUCCAUGGUCAUGAGUUCUCGGAUGCAGUCGACCAAAAUGAGGGUGGUUGGGCUCAGAAUUGGAGGUCAAAUGAGAAGCUUCCAAGAGCUUGGAGUGGAGUCAACGAUCUUGGGAGGUUUUUCAGGUACCGGGGUGGACGUAGAACUCGUUGGAGGGUGAACAUAUGUCAUCUGGCCUGGGAACACCUUGAAAUGCUCCAGGAGGAAACUGGAAGACAUCGCUGGAUGGAGGAACCUUCUGGAAACCGUAACCCUGAGCAGCAGAAAAUGAAAAGAUGGAUGGAAUUUGUGACACAAGGUGGUGUGAGCGUUUACAGAAAUGAUCCCUAAUCAACCUUUUUGGCUUUUUUUUUUUUCCAUUGCGGUGUUGAAUCCAACAGCUUUGACCGUAACAUUAACUCCAAGUGCACUAAAAACAAACUACAAAUGGUAGCUAUUGGACUUAAUUCCAGUUCUUUUGAGAAGGAAUGCAUACGGGUUGGUAAAAACAAAGCAAAACUACACGAAUUUGUUGUUGUAGGCCAGCAAGUGCACAUUUAGUAUAGCUUAUGUGCAGUAAAAAGUGCUUUAAUUUUGAAGGAAAGUUUACUUAGACCAUAGAGAACAAAACAGGUGUCGCUUCAAACCAGAGGUGGCAGAUUUGAGCCAGUUGUGUAGCAAAAAUUUGCACAUCACUUGCAGUUACGUCCAUUUUUUUCCAUCUUUUUCAAUAACAAAUGGGAAAAAACUCACCUUGCUUUGCUUUUGUAGUGUAAAAACCUGUUUUAAUCGUCUUUUUAGCUUCAUUUGUUGACUUCAAUUGACUGUUUGCAGCUAAAUCUUGUUUAUUUUGCAUCUACCUACUCUUUUACAAUGGAUGCUUGGUAUGUUAGCCUGUUGAAGCUACUCGAUCAGGGGAGAAAAAAUGGUGCUUUGUGUCAUCUUAACCAAACUCAAGAUCUGCACAAUGCAUUUUCUGGUCUGCUCAGAAGUUUCUACGCUUUUUUUCUCCCUGCCAUUGACUCCACCGAGGCUCUUCUUGCAGUCAGAACAUGCAUAAAGGUUUGUGUGAUUGUAAACUGGCCCGUGAGUUCCCGCAGUGGAAAACAGCCUGAAGCUACGUCUGCUCCAGGUAGCAUUUAUCUGGUCCAGGAUGCUGAUAUCAUGAAUUCUUCGGAAAAAAAUUUGCAGAACAAGAUUUGUGUUGCAACCCCUUUGGACCACCAAGAGUCGGAGAUAUACAAGAUGUCAUUCUGUACUGUUAUUCUCCUCUAAAGAAGUUAUUUUCGACCUUUCUGUGAGGCUUUUUUCUUCUCAGUGCAGUCUGGCCACACACGUGCAAACGACAGAUGAACAGAAAUGCAGUAGAUCUCGUCACCCAGACGAGACGUCGUGCCUCAACGUGGAAACAAAGAGUCAUUGCAGUGCAGCCCAGGUGCUCGUACGCCUCGCGGUCGGGAGGGCAGGUGGGGAAAGGUUCAGGUGUGGAGGAGCUGGAGGGUGGAAGAAGAGCUAGCGCAGAGGGUAAAUCACUCUUCAAGAAGUUGCACUUAUGAACUUAGACACGAGCGCAAGAAAAGUGUGAAUGAGUCAGAGCUCAUUUCUGGUUAAUCACUUCAUGACUGCGGGAGUCUUUGUUGUCGAUGUGCAAAUGUGUGUGUGUGUGUGUAAAUGUGUGUGUGUGUGUGUGUGUGUGUGCAGGUGAACGGAUGCGAGAGCGACCGAGUCUUUGUUUCGUGCGCGUGAGAGUGUGUGUGUGUGAUCCGAUUGUUGUCUGGCAAAGCAACAAAAGCAUUUAAUAGUGUUGGAAACAACAAUUUACAAUCAUGUUUACCUUCGACUGGAAUGACUUUAAAUGAACUUGAAAAUAAACUGUAAACUGAACAAACCAUAACAGAGGUUAUAACGAUGAUCAUGAUAACAAAAAUAAUAAGCUUACAAAUGUUACUUUUA
Messenger RNA from Acanthochromis polyacanthus (spiny chromis), 5324 nucleotides. RefSeq names its product ephrin-A3b (gene efna3b). The record is from RefSeq and is a predicted model, not a curated record. Gene Ontology annotation, cellular component: plasma membrane. Gene Ontology annotation, molecular function: ephrin receptor binding. The transcript has 6 exons. Gene Ontology annotation, biological process: axon guidance; ephrin receptor signaling pathway. NCBI's taxonomy places the organism in Eukaryota, Metazoa, Chordata, Actinopteri, Pomacentridae. The coding region runs from base 621 to 1286 and encodes 221 amino acids.